Messenger RNA from Drosophila takahashii, 1842 nucleotides. It is a transcript of the gene PIG-Q, whose product is annotated as phosphatidylinositol glycan anchor biosynthesis class Q. Gene Ontology annotation, biological process: GPI anchor biosynthetic process. Gene Ontology annotation, cellular component: membrane; endoplasmic reticulum. The record is from RefSeq and is a predicted model, not a curated record. NCBI's taxonomy places the organism in Eukaryota, Metazoa, Arthropoda, Insecta, Diptera, Drosophilidae.
CAUGACAUGUCUUUUUGAGGUGGCAAAAGUUAACUCCCUUAGUUACAUUUUGUUUAGGAAUAUUUCACUACCCUUCAAUGAAAAAUAAUAAUGAGCAUAAAUUUGUAAACCACAAGUAAAUAAUCAAAAAUUCAAAUAUUCAAUUUUGCCUAUCAUCCCAAAAAAGAAAACUGUGACGUCACACGGCGGGUGCACAACCUUCUCAGGCAUGCUGCAAUUGUUUUGUAUACAUAAUAGAAAACCGGUGUUUUUGUGAUUUAAACGACUUAUUAUGAGCAUUAAGAUAUAUUUGCCGUUCAACUAUUAUUACCUUAAGAAGCCCACGAAUUUGUACGGCCAAGUGCAAAUAAAUGAAGAUAAUGUCGUAGCAUAUUACGUUCUGGAAGCUUCGGUCCUGGAGUUUCGUGAUAAAGCCAUAGAUCAUGCAUCGAGCGAUAUGCGUUUCUUGGGCUCCAUCCUGAACGUGGACUUCAAUGCAGAUCAAAUCCAAUAUCUGAAAUUCAAUAUGCGACUGUGUUUCACAUACAACAGCAGCCAAGCAAAUAUAACACUGGUCUACACCGGUAUUACCCCAGAAUAUCUCAAGCACAUUAAGCUAAUUCUCUAUGAAAAACCAAUGCUAAGAAAUCUGUUUGUCGGCGGGGAAUCUGUGAAUAACCGACCCAUAGAACAUAAUGAUAAUGAUAGCAGUGACUGCGACUUUCUCGAGCUAUCCAGAUUAACACAACCCACAGAAGAGGCUCUAAGGAAUCCAAAGAACAGUACCAAAAAUAGUGUUCUAUAUAUGUUAACUCUCAUCGCCGACUUUCCCAUAACGGUGUUUAAAUAUGUUGUUGAAAAUGUGUUUGUCAAUAGCAUAAUGGUUCAUACAAGCAUCUACAAACAUUUCAAGGAGUGGCAGACAACCUGUGAUGGGCGAUCUCGCCCUGCUAAUAUUGCACUUGAUAGAAUAUUGGGAAUGAUAUUGAUGCUCAUACUUUUCUCCCUAGCGACACAGCCGGGAGAUUUUCUCAUUCAAAUAUCCCACUACGUUAUUGAUGAGUUAUACAGCCUAUUGAAGGUACUGGAAGGCAGUCCAAUUGGCCUCAAGCUAAAUAUACAUUUAAAUAAUUUCUUUCUCGACUGCUUUAAAUAUCAUAUUGAAUUAUGGUCGACAUUUUUGGAUUUCAUCGAACCUUUAGUCCGUCAGGUUUUCUUGGCCAUUGGAGUAUUUGGGUGCUUGGGUCUUACAUUCCAGAUAGCCCUCCUAGUGGACUUAAUAUCCAUAAUUGGGUUACAUUCGCAUUGCUUUUAUAUUUAUACCAAAGUGCUCUACAAUGUAGAGAGAAAGGGUCUUUCUGUACUAUGGCAAGUGGUCCGAGGGAACCGGUACAAUAUUUUAAAAGGUCGCACAGAGUCUCAUAAUUACAUGAAUCGUCAAUUAUAUCUUGCAACGAUAUUUUUCUCGGCCAUUCUGUUUUUGUUUCCCACUACCCUUGUCUACUAUAUAGUUUUUGCUGCUUUAAAGGCGCUUACUUUUGCAACUCUUAGCAUGUUUGAGUUUUUCCGAAGAAAGCUUUUGAAUCUUCCGAUUGAAGGGUGUGUGAAACGGCUUUUAAAAGGAUGUAAUGACAUAGAUUGUCUUCAAAUCAAGGAUGUUUUACCUCACGAAACGGAUUUCCUAAUGCAUAAACACCAGAAAAUCGACGUGACUGUGUAUAAAAUUACAGCCUUAUAAAAGAGCCAAAUAGUAGGAAAAAGUGUGAUAUUUUAUUUUAUUUAAUAUUUGUUUAAAUUGUAUUUAUGACUUCAAAUAAUAAAAUUCGAUUUGAUGAUAUAAAUCAAUUCGGGUCUUACUAAAAA